AUGAAUGAAAAAAAUGCUGGUUUGGAAAUAAAUGAAUCUAAUGACAAACCCUCAGUACCGAGGGUGCUUCCUUCUUGUCUUCGUAAUGGGAGCAACAAUAAUAAUACUAAUCCCGUUGUUAAAAAUUCAAGAGUUUCAUUUCCGGAUGAUGAACGUGAUCUCGUUACUGGUUAUUUAGAACCUGAAAAUCCCUGGGACGUGGGUCCUGUGUCACCAGAAGAUUUAGUGAGUUUAUAUGAAGAAUCAUGUGAAAAACAUGGAACUAAACCAUUGGAACAAGUUGUAAACCAGUUAAAAGUUUGUUACCAAACGUGUCCAGAUUUAGACGUGUCAGCAUCGUUGGAUUUGGCAUCGUUGGAAGCAUUAGAAGCAAUACUUCGACGAGUUCGUUUUCAAAAUCUUCGAAUUAAUUCAUUAGAGCUUAACGACGAUGCAGCCGUUGCAUUAUUCGACAUGAUUGAAUAUUACGAAAGUACAAAUACUUUGAGUAUUUCAUGUGUUAGCGGUUUAGGACCCAGAAGUUGGCAAGCUUGUUCGAGGUUAAUUAAAAAAGCUCAUUCGUUAGAAGAAUUAAAUGUUAAAGGGACUCCAUUAAACGAACAGGUUAUGAUGGUAUUUUGUAAAGCUUUAAAAGUGGGAUCACAACUCACAUCGCUACAACUUGGUCACUGUAAUAUAAAUGGCCGGUGUUUGACUGUUUUAACGGAUGCUUUAAGGUGUAAUACCAGUUUGCAAGCUUUAACUUUAUCUAAUAAUGAUUUGACUUCUAAAGAUGCAAUACAAUUGGCUUCUUUGCUAAGAGUUAACACUACUCUUAGAUUUCUCGAUAUAAGCAAUAAUUCGAUUCAAGAUAACGGAUGCGGAUAUAUUUGCGUUAGUUUAAUGCAACAGAAAGCUGAGGGUUUGGAAGCAUUGGUGUUGUGGAACACGGAACUCACGAGCAAAUCGGGUUUUCACUUGUCCGGAUUAUUGAGUUCGUUUUGUCCCAUAAAAACGUUAAACAUUGGUCAGAACGACAUCGGCACGGCGGGAAUGUUGGCGAUGAAGUCGGCGCUGAUAAACAAUCGUUCUCUCCAGCAGUUGGGCGUGCAAGCGGCUCAAAUCGAUUCCGAGGGGAUUUUGGUCAUAGCGGAAGCCCUGGAAAAAAAUUCGUGCAUUCAAAGGAUCGACGUGAGGAGUAACGCGAUCGGAACGAAAGGAUUAACGGUACUCAAGAAGAUACUGAACGACGGGAGUACAGUUCAUCGCAUAGACCUCGACGAUUCCCAGGAAAAUCCGGAGGAUCAAAAGUUGAUCGAUGACAUACGGGAAUGUUGCAGGCUCAACGAAGCACGAUUUCGUGUCAAGGAAGAGCUUGAAAAUUCAAAGAGUUUUUUUUGUUCCCGGAAAAUAUCGCUCACGUGCGAGACAUUCAUGAGACACCAGUUGGAAAGUGGGAAAACGGGAGAUUUGUUGGGGGAACCCAAACGUUCGGGACGGUUGAGGAGUCCGGAACCGAGUCCCAUUCCGAGUCCGGCAUCGAGUCCCCUUCCCAGUCCCUCGAGAAAUCGUUUCAGGGUAUCACGCGUGUCGGAAUCCUCGUCGUCUGGUUCGUCAUCGAUUUCGCCCUCGUCGCCGGUGACGUCGUCACGCUUUCGCGUGACCGUCGUCGAACCCUCGACCGUACACGCGGAUAAUAAUUCACCUCAAAUCGGUUUUAAAAUUCCAACUCCGCCGCCACCGGUGGAAGAACCGCAAAUCGGGGAAAAACGAUUAGUGGGUAGUGGUUGUUGUGUAGUGGGAGAAAAAGAAAAAAAACCGCCGGAAAUUCAAAUUCAAGAACCGUCGAACGUGAGGCAAACGAUCGACGAAGAAGAUUGCAGAAAAAGAAAAGUUUCGGUUUUUCCCACGGCUCCCCAAAUCGGUUUGGAAAAACUCAUGGGAAUUUUUCAAAAACCCACGUCGAUUUUUAAUUCUUUGCCCGGGGACAAGAAACAAGAAAACGUUGGUCCCCCACAAAGACCCGAUCCGAAUUUUUCCGCGGAAGGUGAUAAAACGAACGGUCCGAAUGACGGAAAUGACGUCAACGUCGGUGACGACGAUUGUUGGGAAUGGAAUUGGUCAACGGACAAAGAAAAUUCAAAAUCGUCGGCGGAAACGGAAAUGAAAAAAGAAAUAACUCAAAGCGACGAUGAUUCUUCUUCGGCUUUUUGA
This is a messenger RNA of Pediculus humanus corporis (human body louse), 2193 nucleotides long. RefSeq names its product leucine rich repeat-containing protein, putative. Gene Ontology annotation, molecular function: protein binding. NCBI's taxonomy places the organism in Eukaryota, Metazoa, Arthropoda, Insecta, Psocodea, Pediculidae. Bases 1 to 2193 code for a protein of 730 amino acids. The record is from RefSeq and is a predicted model, not a curated record. The transcript has 7 exons.